AUGGCAGGCCCCACCGAGUUCUACCUCUCCUCAGUGUGGGGUCUUCGGCCGCCUGCCGUGACGAGAGUCAAGGCACAGAUGGACGAGGAAAUACCCGAGGGCGCCGAGAUCGUCUACGACCGGGACUACGGCUGGUUCCGCGUCACUUGCCGUGAUGAGGAUUCCUCUGAAAUCCGCCGCGCAUUUGACCGGAUUGUCAAGGAGAUUGAGGACGAAGUGUUUGAGUAUGCCGAGGAGGAUAUCAUCGAUGAUGAGGGCGUCGUCAGGGAUAACUUCCGUAACGAGAUGUUCACCUUCGGCGACGAGAACCUUUUGCUAAUUGAAGAGUAUGGCCCCGAGGAAGAGAUCCCCGAGGAGUACCACUUUUCUGCUGAGAUCGCGGAGUACCCGCACAAGACGAAAUGGGACGAGCUGGACAAGAUUAAUGAGUCGUUCACUAUCCACGACAUUGUCUCUGCGGACGAUCUCGAGCAGAUCGCGCGGGAUAGCGGUACUAAAUUGGUGCCGAGACUCAACGGCAUCAUUGUUGAGAUCGGUGGGAAGGACGAGGAUGCUCUUCGGAAGGCUCAGAAGAAGUUGAUGACUAUGCUUGAGAUCAAGAAAAUGUCCAAGAAGCGCCUAGGCGGCCAACACCUGGUCUACGUCGAAGAUUACUAUGACCCGUCGCCCGGCGGCUGGCAGGCCGACAUGCGCUACAUGACCAACAUCGACGAGAAGCUGACGACCUCGACCCUCAUCGAUUGGCGCACAGUCGCCAACCUCAAGGCCUUCUACGAGGAAAUGUACAAGCAGGGAGCUUCGAUUCGGCUUUGUCUCUACAGCGGGGCUGAUAGGCAGUGGUACCCAUUGCUUGGCCCACAAGUGCCGUCCAAGACUGUGGUCAAGUUCGCCCUCGAGCAUCGCCCUACUGUCCCCCUUCGGGAAGGCCAGAACCUGGAGAUGAUCGAGGUUCCUCCGCCUCGGGAGCCUUUUGUUCUUGAUCCAAAGCUUCCCAUUACGACCUGGGAUGAGGUCAAUGGCGAGGUGACCAAAACCGCGCCUGCCGCGCCGCCUACGACGCCCGCCCCUGAACUAGCUGAAGAGGUUGCUCAGCAGCAGCCCGCUGAGGUGCUCGCGCCCGCGCCGGUUGCUCCUCCGACGGCUCCACUUAGGGCGGUCAGCCCUACGUUAUCCCGGAACGGGUCUAACGAUUCUGACGAGGAGGAGAUUGACGAGGAUAGCUUCGAUGAGAAUGAGUUCGUGGUCACGACCAAAAUUGUCUCAAAGUCCAAGUUGCCUGCCCCCCCUCCGGCAAACAAGAAUUUCAAGCAGCGGCCUCAGAAAGGGAUCUCAUCACAGAACCAGAAGACGCCCAACUACCUUGAGGAUGAUCUUCCUGUGCCGAAUUAUAUUGCCUACCAGGCGCAGCUGGGUUCGAGUGGCACUACUCCUACCAGGGGCAACACCCUUAACAGAGGGAAUACUCCUGGUCGGGUGAGCACUCCUGUUCAGGGUGUCGAUAACCGCGCCAGGUUCGGCACUCCCUCGCUCAGCUACCAACCCGCCCAGUCCAGACUCGGCAACCGAUGCGCUCAGACCAUGAACACGCCGCUGCCGAAAAACCUCGGUGUUAUCCCAGACUACUUUAAGACAGAGCUCACAACCGCGAUAAAGCAACUGCUCGAGUCCGGGCCCAAGCGCCGCGGCACGCUCACUCUGCGCGCCGAGUUCGGCCGCGCCAUCUUCCUCGGAGCCGACGAGACAGGCCUCGCGUUCAAUGACGAGGACUCGCCCAGCGAUCCCUGGAUCAAGGAGCGCUUGUUGCGCAGGCUGGGUAACGAAUACCACGCGCACGUGGCGUACCAUUUCACGAAGGUGCUGUCGACGUAUGGCUCGGAUAUUAAGGAGAUGCUGGAUCUGGAGUGGGAGGGUAAGCGCAUGUGGAAUCCCACACCCAUGAAAACCUGGACAGUGUACUCGUUCCGGUGUCGUUUUGUGCUGCCGAAGAAGAAGGAGGAAGAGGAGGAGAAAGAGGUUCAGCCUGUGCCGGAGCCUGAGCCGGAGACCCCGCAGAAGACUCCAGAGCCGAUUGAGUUUAUUGUUGAGAUUGAGGAGACGGGUCAGGGUAACCCGCUAUCGUACCACGUCCGUCCGGUCAAGGUUGGCGGCCCGCUGCCGGUUACUAUUCAUGCCAUUCGCCGUCACUGGGACUUGCAGAUUGCGUUCACGCAUGUCAUCACCGACAAGGCGGAGCAGGUCUUCGGCUCGGUGGCUCAAGCGCUGCUCAAGUCUUUUAGCGUCACAGGCUUCGACGAAAAGGGCACCCCCUCCAUUAGAUUCGCUCUCCACCAGAAUCUUUGCGCCACCGUGACCGACGUCCGGGUCAUGACCAAGUGGCGGCACAAGUACCUUGGCGGCCUGAAAUCCCUCCUUGAAAUCACCGAAGUCGAGCAGCUCAACAUCCAUCCCACCACUGAUAACCGCUCCCUGAUGGACUCCCUCACCGGCUGGGAGCCCUUCACAGCCUCUCCGCGCAGCAAGCGCGAAGCAAGAGAGAAACACCGCCAGGGCGACCCCGCCUGCUGGUACGAGAUGGCGGUUGUGUCCUACGACGCCGAGAUGGCAUUCCAAAAGAACGCCAGCCUGCAAAUCGGCGACGAGGCAAAUUGGACUGUCGACCAGCUGCUGGUGGGCAUGCGUGUACUGCCCGCUUUGUGCCAACCUGCGUUGAUCAUGUUGACCAAAAUGGAUAGCGUGGGGAGGGCAGAUGAUAAUGGGCUUGGGAAGAAGUUGUUGGAGACGGUGAUUAAGAGGAAUACGGUCACCAAGAAGGACGUGCCGGGGAUUGACCAUGGGCUGGGAUCACAGUGCAAGAAUGGAGGGAGUAAUCAUAGUGGUGGUGGGGGGAAGGGGAGGAGGAAUCGGGGCAGCAAUCAAAACAACAAGAACCAGAGGAGGGCCGAUGCCAUGUCAGCGCAGGAGUUUGGGGGUAUUUCUUCGGCGAAGGAACCCAAGAGGAGGCCCUGA
Thermochaetoides thermophila DSM 1495 is the source of this 3006-nucleotide messenger RNA. RefSeq lists its product as uncharacterized. The transcript has 5 exons. Lineage: Eukaryota; Fungi; Ascomycota; Sordariomycetes; Sordariales; Chaetomiaceae. The record is from RefSeq and is a predicted model, not a curated record. Bases 1 to 3006 code for a protein of 1001 amino acids.